ACCGACGCUCGCCCGGUCGCCGCCGGUUGCCUGGUCGACACUCGCUGUGAAGCUCGCCUCCGGUCCCCUGGUCGACGCUUGCUGCGAAGCUCGCCUAUUAUCUCCUCUGGUGGCCUAUGAUCGCCUGGUCGACGCUCACCCAAGGCUAGCCGAUGCUUGCCGGGUCGCUGCUGGUGGCCUGGUUGACACUCGCUGCGAAGCUCGCUGAUAGUUGCUUAGUUGAUGAUGGCGCGAGGCUCGCGGGAUCUCCAGUAGUCCUGCCCCCUCUCAUUUUUCCUUUCUUUGAGCAAAUACGCGUCUGAGAAAAUGACUUCGCAUUUUCCCAAAGCUCUCCCACCGCACCCAAAGAUCAUUUCAUGUGGAGUUAGCCACCAAGUUUCAAUUUGCACCUUACCAGGAUCGGGGUUUUUCUGGGUAGGUCAACAACGAAGGAAGAACAUAUCCUUGGGACGUUCCAACUCUUGCCGAUUGCUUCUUUGCCUCAAAUUAUAGCAGCGCCAAAAGCGAAUUAAGUUGUCGUUUUGAUUCCUCGCAGCUUCUCCCAUAGCAAAUUUCACCAAGACAACCCACAUCAUGGCCGUAUGCUUCUUUUCUUUCUCUAGAGUCCUUCCAUUUUCAUUCUCGUCGUGCACCUCCAAUCGUAAUUAACAAUCAACACUCGGAAAUACUGAAGUGCUCAAUUAUAGGAUCUAAAGUUAAAACAUAAAUGCUGAAAGCUAAGAACUUUUGUACCUUAUGACCCAAAAAAAAAAAAAAAAAGAACUUUUGUACCUGGAAUACUAAUCGACAACAUCUUUCCCCUAAUGCUCGCAGCAGUCUGACAAUGGAUGCCAACAAAAUUGUGGUAUUCAUCAACAAUGUACUCAGUCUUGUUCAAAAGGUCAGCGGCCUCAGCAGAGUCGGAGUCGAAGCGCAGAUGGAUGCUCUGGAAAUGAAUAUGGAAAUGGUGUCAGCCAUGAAGGCUGACAUAAGUUUCCAACUAGAGCAGGAAGAGAGGAGACCGGGAAAGAAAAGGAAGAGAGAAGUUGACUUGUGGAUGCGAAGAGCAGGAACGCUGGAGGAUCAAGUCCACAACUUAGGACGACAAGUUAGACAGAGGCAUUUCUUUUCUUGUCUCAUGUUGGCGGAUCAGGUGCGUGGCCUUGCGACUGAAGUGGACAAAUUGCACGAGAAGGGCAGAUUUGAUAACGGUCUCACGCUGGAUGUGAAACCGGCCCGAGGCUAUGAACUACGACCAGGGGAAUUAGUGGGACAAGCUUCUCAAACAAAAAGGGAUGAGAUCUGCGGUUGCUUGAUGAACGAAGAGAUGCUCCGAGUGGGUGUUUGGGGACAGGCGGGAGUGGGCAAAACCUUUCUCACGAAGCAUGUACAUGAUCAAAUAGUGCGAGAUUGUCCAAGGUUUGAUGGUGCUUGUUUGGUCACUGUAUCGCGAGAAGCCACUGUUGGUACGAUACAAACUGACAUUGCGAAGUAUCUCAAACUAGAUUUGACUGAGGUGAGCUGUGUUUACUGGGGAGCAAGACUGAAGGAGGCAUUGCAGGGUAGGAAACUCCUCCUUAUCUUGGAUGAUGUUCGGAAAUAUUACUCUUUGGAAGAAGUGGGUCUAGUCCUAGAAAGAAAUGGAUGCAAAUUGAUCGUGACGUCGCGAUCGAGGGAGCUGUGCGAGCAAAUGAAUUGCCACAGGCUUGUCCAUGUAGCAACUCUUGCCGAGGAGAUACGUCAAGGGUUGGAAGAAGAAGUGUAAAAACUAGAAUUAGAGGGGUUGGGGAAGUUGGAAGAGGGAAGGUGGGGGUCUGACGGCGUUGAUGAAUUUGACUGGGAUGUUCGGGGGCAAGAUCAUCUGUGAUUCCAUCGAGCAACUCGGGAUUUGCAAUGUCCCCAAGUUAGAGAGGAUUUUAGAAGCACCUCUCUUCAUCAUUUCCAUUUAACAUAACCCAUGAUAGAAGAAAUUUUGAGUUCUUUUCAUUUCUGUAUCAUUGCAACAUUUUGACAAGCUUGAUGUUUGAACGUGGACCUCAGGACUAAAGGGUUUCUUUCUUCUUUUUUGCCUUUGUUUUCUUUGUGGGGGCUUGGGGGGAUUUGA
Syzygium oleosum is the source of this 2083-nucleotide messenger RNA. RefSeq names its product disease resistance protein RFL1-like. The record is from RefSeq and is a predicted model, not a curated record. The transcript has a single exon. Lineage: Eukaryota; Viridiplantae; Streptophyta; Magnoliopsida; Myrtales; Myrtaceae. Bases 824 to 1744 code for a protein of 306 amino acids. Gene Ontology annotation, molecular function: ADP binding.